AUGGAGGCCCCUCAAGCUGCACAGUCAGCAUCUCCACAGACACCAGACUUGGCCGAGUUUAGCUUGGACGAGGAGGAUGACGAGGCGGAAGCCGAGGGAGAUGAUGCUGACGAAGGUGGAUCUGUGGUUGAUGAAGUGGCUCAUGUCGAUCCUUAUGAGCUGGCGGACUCCGACGGAGAAAUCUUCGCAGCACUUGAGAGGGCCGGCCUGCAAGCAGGUGAGACUGAAGACAACCAGCUUGAGUCCUCCGAUGCCGACUCCGAGGCUCCACUGGAAGCGGCCGAUCCAGGUCCUCCGCCGGCGCCUGCGGUCGAGGCCAAGCCACCAGUCAGUGCAGAUGCUGUCACAACAGCCCCUGCUCCCAUCGAGCGAAUUGAGCGCCCGGAAGCCGUGCAGGUCCAACAGGUGCCGAUGCGCAAGCCAGACCCUCCGCCGGCCAAGGCUGCACCCAUCGUCAGCGCAGUCCCAAAAGCUGAGCCGACCAGGCCUGUGCCGGCGGCGGAGGUGCGCCAGAGCACUACUCCGAGCACGGCGCAUACGCCCAGUACUCCAAGCCGGGUUAACGCAAACAAGAAACCGCGGGUCGUGAACGACUCCGCUCUUGUUGCGGGUUGGCAUGAACUCCUGGCACGGACGCGACGUCAUCCUGAUUUUCCUGCUGAAUACACCUCGUGUUUUGGCACGGAGGGAAAGAGCUGGCUCAAAGCAUCACGUGGCAAGGGCCGGUUCGUUCUAGGAAUCGACUGCGAGAUGGUCUAUGCCAAGGAUGACAAAGACGCGCUUGCCCGUGUGUCCGUGGUGAGCUGCUCCGGUGUCAUCUACGACGCACAUGUGCAAAAACGUGCAGAGGACGUGCUGGACUAUCGGACGAGGAUCUCUGGAGUUGAGGCGCACCAUCUCCUGGCAGAGAACGGG
Molecule: messenger RNA, 915 nt
Organism: Symbiodinium pilosum
Lineage: Eukaryota; Dinophyceae; Suessiales; Symbiodiniaceae
Source: the annotation of a GenBank genome assembly